AGCCUUAUCGAUAUCCUAAAGAGCACAUAUAACGACAGGGACGCAGUUUUUCUUUUUCACACGAACCCACAUCAUCCAGAAUGAGUAACGCUCCCAUCCAUUCCACCGGCAGAGGCGGUGCUGGUAACAUCGGCCCAGACAGCAAUGUCUACACCGAUGGAGGCAUCGUCCGCGAGGGUGUGCAGGGCCUCGCUGCUGAGGGAGAAUACUCCACCGGACGUGGUGGCCGCGGCAAUAUCGUGAAUUCACCUCGUCUCGCUCCAGCCGACGAGGCUCCACGCCGCACCUCGUUCGACUACGUGCCCGAGACGGCCUUGCGCGGGCACCAGGAAAAUUACCACACUGGGCGCGGCGGCUCUGGCAACGUCCACAUCGAGAAGUACGGCGGACAUAGUCACCCGCCUGAUCAGGGUAACUCCAUCAAGGACAAGAUCAAGCAUGCGCUUCACCUGGAUAAGGAUGGGAAGAAGGCGGAGCGUCCUUCUUCGAAGGAAGGGACCCCGAAGGAGUAGGAACUUGCGAUAUGAUACCCCGUUAUGAUACCGGUCAGGAAAGAUGAUGGAUGCUUUCUGUUCCCCACUGGAGACACCAAUCUAAUAUGCUGCUUGUUCUUAGAGAGAUGCCUCGAAUAUUAUUUACUCCUUAUAAGGACCUGGCGUCUUCUGUCUAUUUCUUAACACUAUAUACAUAAUCAAGGUGCAAGCUCGUGAUCCUUGGCAUGGUGUUGAGCUC
Messenger RNA from Westerdykella ornata, 732 nucleotides. RefSeq lists its product as uncharacterized. The coding region runs from base 81 to 512 and encodes 143 amino acids. The transcript has 5 exons. NCBI's taxonomy places the organism in Eukaryota, Fungi, Ascomycota, Dothideomycetes, Pleosporales, Sporormiaceae. The record is from RefSeq and is a predicted model, not a curated record.